Molecule: messenger RNA, 345 nt
Organism: Ipomoea nil (Japanese morning glory)
Lineage: Eukaryota; Viridiplantae; Streptophyta; Magnoliopsida; Solanales; Convolvulaceae
Exons: 1
Coding region: 1-345 (114 amino acids)
Source: RefSeq, a predicted model, not a curated record
AUGGGCGACUUCAAUGAUCUUUUACAUCAACAUGACAAAAGAGGCACACACCCUCAUCCAGAAUGGCUUUUGAGAGGGUUCCGACAUGUUGUUGAUUCUUGCGGUCUCCGAGAAUUAUAUUUUGAAGGACAUCAGUUCACUUGGGAAAGAGGCCAGGGUACAACAAACUGGGUCGAGGAGAAACUCGAUAGGAUUAUAGCGGCAGAUGCUUGGUUUGAGAAGUUUGAUGGGGCGAAAGCUUUUUCUAAAGGAGUUCCAUCUAGCGAUCAUUUGCCUUUAAUCCUGCUACCCAUCCCAACUGCCAGAGGGUAUAGAGUUAGAAAAUUCCGUUUUGAAAACAUUUGA